Haliotis rufescens (red abalone) is the source of this 1121-nucleotide messenger RNA. Its product is annotated as neurogenic differentiation factor 1-like. Gene Ontology annotation, molecular function: protein dimerization activity. The transcript has 2 exons. Lineage: Eukaryota; Metazoa; Mollusca; Gastropoda; Lepetellida; Haliotidae. The record is from RefSeq and is a predicted model, not a curated record. The coding region runs from base 69 to 797 and encodes 242 amino acids.
CAGAAAGCGGGAGUGAUCAUCUUGAGAUCCAUGAAAGUAGCAGAGUAUAUGGAAACGGUUUGGACAAAAUGGAAGAAAAGGCCAGACUUCAUAUUGAAAAUCUGGGCUCUACAUCAUUCGACACAUUAGAUGAAGAGCAGGAUACAGGGUAUUUGUCUGAUUCUUCUGCGUUGGAAGAUUUACCCACGAGACGAGGCCGGAAACGAAAGGACAUGUGUCCGGACGAUGCCGAGAAGAAACGAGUGACAGCGAACUUCCAAGAACGACAGCGCAUGCUUACUCUCAACAGUGCUCUGGACCGACUCAGAGAAUGUCUUCCUGAUCAGUUCAAGGUUGGAAACCGUAGAACCUCCAAAAUCCGAACCCUCCGGCUGGCUGCCAGUUACAUCCGAAGCUUGGGAGACCUUUUAAAACAGGAUUCGAUCAUCCGUGAAUCAAUGCCACCACAGCCGGGAUUCGACCCUCGAGUUCCAUGUCUGAACGACGUCAACAGACAGGGGGAUGGCGGGGAGAUCUACACACCUGAGAAGGACAUUUCCUUCCCCCAGCAACAGGAGGCCCUGACCCACACAACGCCCGACUACAGGUACCCGUUCUAUGGACAUCAUCAGUUUGGUUCAAGCCCCCACUUCAACUACAGCAGCCACACGACGCCCUCAUCACUGCAGCAACAUCCGGCGUUCUCACAACAUCCUCUACAGUAUCUCCCUAUGUAUCCCCCGCAGUUCUACCCCCCGGGACUCCAUCACCUCCCACCUGCGAUCAUAGGGGAACCCGUCAACCAGCACCUUCGGUAAAGCGGUGCUGAUGAUUUACUUAAGACACUGCCAACGUUCGAAUUAGGUGCUACCCCAACUUCCAGACAGAGUAGGGCCGUCGGUUGGUCUGGCGGUUAAAGCACUGGCUCGUCAUUCCGAAGUCCCAUGUUCAAUUCCCCCAUGGGUACGAUGUGUGACCCCCAUUGUUGGUGUAGCCUCUGCGAUAUGGCUGGAAGAUUGCUGACAGAGGCGCAAAACAACAUUCAUUCAUGAAAGACACUACAGAUCUUGUAUGCAGGCACAGGAGUCCGUAUCUAAAAUAGACGCCCUCAUGCAUAUUCAUGACCAUCUCCGCACGCGAGC